Messenger RNA from Soboliphyme baturini, 297 nucleotides. NCBI's taxonomy places the organism in Eukaryota, Metazoa, Nematoda, Enoplea, Dioctophymatida, Soboliphymatidae. The record is from the annotation of a GenBank genome assembly.
AUGACGGCCAGCCGACUGGCCACUGGUCAUUUGACCCAUGCUUCCGAGCAUAUUCAAAGAGACCAUCAAACUGAGUUUCUGUGCGGCAUGAGUUCCGUGGCUCGUUUCACAUCGCCCGUCGCAUCACAACGUGUUUACGUCUACUGGUUGGUUGGCCGAAUGCCGCCUGUCCAUCGGUCAGUUCAUCCCACCGCCUAUCUGCCAGGAACAUGUGGUGGUAGUCACGAACGGUUGGUGGCGCUGACGCCAUGCGAUGAACAGAUCUACCGAUUAAAAUCGCUGAGGUCGGCCAUGUGA